Macaca mulatta (Rhesus monkey) is the source of this 1185-nucleotide messenger RNA. RefSeq names its product cellular communication network factor 6 (gene CCN6). Gene Ontology annotation, cellular component: extracellular matrix; extracellular region. The record is from RefSeq and is a predicted model, not a curated record. Gene Ontology annotation, biological process: positive regulation of cell differentiation; signal transduction; cell adhesion. Lineage: Eukaryota; Metazoa; Chordata; Mammalia; Primates; Cercopithecidae. Gene Ontology annotation, molecular function: heparin binding; integrin binding.
AUGAACAAGCGGCGACUUCUCUACCCCUCGGGGUGGCUCCACGGUCCCAGCGACAUGCGGGGGCUCCUCUUCUCCACUCUUCUGCUUGCUGACCUGGCACAGUUCUGCUGCAGGGCACAGGGCACUGGACCGUUAGAUACAACACCCGAAGGAAGGCCUGGAGAAGUGUCAGAUGCACAUCAGCGUAAACAGUUUUGUCACUGGCCCUGCAAAUGCCCUCAUCAGAAGCCCCAUUGCCCUCCUGGAGUGAGCCUGGUGAGAGACGGCUGUGGAUGCUGUAAAAUCUGUGCCAAGCAACCAGGGGAAAUCUGCAAUGAAGCUGACCUCUGUGACCCACACAAAGGGCUGUAUUGUGACUACUCAGUAGACAGGCCUAGGUACGAGACUGGAGUGUGUGCAUACCUUGUAGCUGUUGGAUGCGAGUUCAACCAGGUACAUUAUCACAAUGGCCAAGUGUUUCAGCCCAACCCCUUGUUUAGCUGCCUCUGUGUGAGUGGCGCCAUUGGAUGCACGCCUCUGUUUAUACCAAAGCUGGCUGACGGUCACUGCUCUGGAGCUAAAGGUGGAAAGAAGUCUGAUCAGUCAAACUGUGGCCUGGAACCAUUACUACAGCAGCUUUCAACAAGCUACAAAACAAUGCCAGCUUAUAGGAAUCUCCCACUUAUUUGGAAAAGAAAAUGUCUCGUGCAAGCAACAAAGUGGACUCCCUGCUCCAGAACAUGUGGGAUGGGAAUAUCUAAUAGGGUGACCAAUGAAAACAGCAACUGUGAAAUGAGAAAAGAGAAAAGACUGUGUUACAUUCAGCCUUGUGACAGCAAUAUAUUAAAGACAAUAAAGAUCCCCAAAGGAAAAACAUGCCAACCUAUUUUCCAACUCUCCAAAGCUGAAAAAUUUGUCUUUUCUGGAUGCUCAAGUACUCAGAGUUACAAACCCACUUUUUGUGGAAUAUGCUUGGAUAAGAGAUGCUGUAUCCCUAAUAAGUCUAAAAUGAUUACUAUUCAAUUCGAUUGCCCAAAUGAGGGGUCAUUUAAAUGGAAGAUGCUGUGGAUUACAUCUUGUGUAUGUCAGAGAAACUGCAGAGAACCUGGAGAUAUAUUUUCUGAGCUCAAGAUUCUGUAAAACAAAGCAAAUGGGGGAAAAGUUAGUCAACCCUAUCAUAUAAUAAAAAAAUUAGUGAGUAUAAAA